AACUUAGUAAGAGUUUCAUCUGCAUCUUUUAUCUUUUAUCAGUAAAACAUCAGAUACGAUCGUGAAAGUUUUUUUUUUUUUGAGUGUGGGUUGUAAUCUGUUUCAGGUGAGGCUGUUUUGGGAAAACUCAUUUCAGUGUAAAUUUGAUCCAGCAGAAUGGAUGGAAGCAGAUGGAGCUUUGUGCACUGGAGAUGAAGAUAUUGAGCAGGUGGAUAGUGAGUUUUUGGACAUUUCAAACCUCAGGCCUGAAUACAAUGUUUACAAGGCCGUGUACGCGCUGGCGUACGCCCUUAACGACAUGCUGCAGUGUGAACCAGGAAAGGGACCUUUCAGUGAGAACAGCUGUGCCACUCCGCGAACCCUGGAGCCAUCGCAGGUGUGAUGAUUCAUUCACAAUCCGGUUUCAUAGAAAAGCUGCUUCAACUUCAGGAUGUUGUUUAUGAUAUUUAUGAGAAAAAUCGCCUCAUUCAAUUUUGGCAAAAUUUAACCCUUAAGAGCCCGAGCCCUUUUAACAUAGAAAACAGUAAUACAUACAUCAAAAUUAAUAACAAAAAUUAAAUAAAAUCUUUUAAAAAGAACUUUAAUUAUUUUUGAUACAUGUAUGGCUAGAAUGUCACUUUGGGUUGUGAUACUUGAAUAUGUGACUCAAGAAGCUAUUUAGCAGAUGCUUGAAGUGGGCUGUGAGACCAGGGUCGAGUACAAUCUGCGAAAAACAUGCAACAUGUUUAUGAAGAUGAUCCGACUAUGCUCACCAGAUGAAUGGCCUGACAAUUUUUGAGAAGUGUGUUAGAAUUAAAUCUGAAAUUUCAAAUCUUCUAGCAAACAAGCUUUAAAACGCACACAGUCACAGAACGCUCACCAUACAUGAACCAUGGCCACCGGAAACGGAACCCACAUUGCCAGAGGAGACGACAGCACUAAACACCAGUCGCCGUUUCUUACGUCCAAACAUCUUUUGUUGCCCGCUACUUUAAGUGGCAUUUUUCUAUUUGAUACUCUGUUAAUUUGUCCUAAAGUUGAAGUGGUGGCAGCCGGCUGUUGCUCCUUCUCUGAUGUUAAUGAGCGGCGAACCUCUCACACCAGUGGUGCUCUGGUCCAAAAUGCGUGAGCGCAUAACGAGUGGAGGACCCAGGGAAGUGAGCACGUGUGGAGGCUCGGUGAAACCAACAACCAGAUGGUCCAAUCAUUGCUUUCUGUCCGAGCCGUCUUAUUGGCAAAGGAUUUUAGACUAAUGCAAUUAAUUAAUGUUUAUGCUUUUAAUCUCCACAAUAUAUUUAUAGCUAUACCACAUCAGAGCAUUGUUAAGAGGCAUGAAAAACAUAGGUUAAGCUUGUUUUCCAGAUUUGCCAUAGUAGCUUCAAAUAAGUGACAUGACAAGAGAAAUGUAAAUAUCUUCGAGUGAAGCACACUAGUUUUCUACGGGGUGGAAUAGGUGGGUUUUGUUGUUAGCGUGUCCACAAUUAUAUAGAAAUGUAUCUACAGCCAAAAAGCUGUAGCUCACUUAUUUGUUUUAAAAUGUGUUUUCUUCGAUUGCAGCUUUUACACUAUUUGCAAAAGGUUAACUUCAGCACUUCAUUCGGUGAUCGGGUGUCAUUUGAUGAGAAUGGUGAUGCCCUACCGAUAUACGAUGUCAUGAACUGGCUGGUGCUUCCUGAUGGGAGGAUUAAAGUUCAGAAUGUUGGUGAAGUUAAAAAAUCUGACUCGGGAGGGGAAGAGCUCACCAUCGAUCAAAAGAAAAUCUUCUGGAAUACCGUUUCUAAAGAGGUGACUCUUCAUUUUAGAGUGCUUUUUUUAGAUAGGUUAAUAAAUAAUGGUGGAUUAUUUUUUUUCUUUUCAUAGCCACCUUGUUCUGUUUGCAGUGAACAUUGUUCUCCAGGUACUCGCAUGGCCAGAGAAAAGGGACAACCUGAGUGCUGUUUUAUUUGUGUCGCCUGCUCUGAUGGAAAGAUCAGCAACAGAACUAGUAGGUAUUAAUGUGGGAUUGCUGAACAUUAUGGAAGUCUGUUUCUUGUUUACUACUGUGUCAUAUUUGUCAGACGCUCCAGAGUGUUUCCGCUGUCCAGAGGACUUCUGGUCAAAUCCCUCUCGGGACCAAUGCAUUCCUAAGAAAACCGAGUUCCUCUCCUAUCAAGAUCCUCUGGGAAUCUGCUUGACAACAACCUCGUUGUUGGGUGCAUUCAUCUGUGCUGUUGUUCUGGGGAUUUUUAUUUAUCACCGUCAAACACCUGUAGUAAGAUCCAACAAUUCUGAACUGAGUUUUUUGCUCCUCACGUCCCUCAAACUGUGCUUCCUGUGUUCACUGCUGUUCAUCGGACAACCCCAACUGUGGACCUGCCAGCUGAGACAUGCAGCUUUUGGCAUCAGCUUUGUUCUUUGUGUUUCAUGCAUCCUGGUGAAAACCAUGGUGGUUCUGGCUGUGUUCAAGGCUUCCAAGGCAGGUGGUGGAGCCAAUCUCAAGUGGUUUGGAGCUAUGCAGCAGAGAGGAACAGUUUUAAUGCUCACUUGCAUUCAAGCAGCAAUCUGCACAGUUUGGCUCAUCUCCUCGUCACCAGCUCCAAAUAAAAACACUCAAUACUACAAUGACAAGAUAGUUUAUGAGUGUGAAGUUGGUUCCACCGUUUUCUUUUCCGUGCUUCUUGGCUACAUCGGCUUACUGGCUACUCUUAGCUUUCUUUUAGCAUUUUUGGCGAGAAAUCUUCCAGACAACUUCAACGAGGCCAAACUCAUCACUUUCAGCAUGUUGAUCUUCUGUGCCGUGUGGGUGGCCUUUGUUCCUGCUUACAUCAACUCUCCAGGAAAAUAUGCUGAUGCAGUGGAGGUGUUUGCCAUCCUGGCCUCCAGUUUUAGUCUCUUGGUGGCUCUGUUCGGACCCAAAUGCUACAUCAUCCUGAUGAGACCAGAAAGGAACACAAAGAAAGCUAUCAUGGGGCGAAGCAGCAAUUUUUAAGAUACUUGAAUUUUUCUGUUCAUCUUUGUGUUUUUCGCAAACCGUGCUAAUCAACCAAUUUCAAUAAAGAGCUGCUUUAAACAUUAUAUCUCUGUAUAUUAAAUUAUCCUAAUAUUUGUGUUGUAUCGCAGCUGCAUCUUCACUUGCUGGGAGUUACAUGAAACUACUAGUAUGAUGUUUACAAGAGUUUUGUAGUCUUUUAGUAUAAGACUACUGGGGCGACGGUGGCACAGGAGUUAAGUGCUCGCCCCGUAAUCGGAAGGUCGCAGGUUCGAGCCCCGCUCAGUCUGUCGCUGUCGUUGUGUCCUUGGGCAAGACACUUAACCUACGUGGCCUGCUGGUGGUGGUUGGAGGGGCCGGUGGCGCCAGUGCUCGGCAGCCUCGCCUCUGCCAGUGCGCCCCAGGGCAGCUGUGGCUACAUCGUAGCUCAUCCCCACCAGUGUGUGAAUGUGUGUGUGAAUGGGUGAAUGACUGAUUGUGUUGUAAAGGGCCUUGGGGGGUUCCAGGACUCUAGAAGGCGCUAUAUCAAAUACAGGCCAAGACAACUUCCACAAAAGGACUAACAAAAAGGUAACAGAACAGCAGCAAGUUGAAAAAAUUUAAUAUCUUAGAAUAAACUUUAAUAAUCCUACGAUGUGGAAAUUCACGUGCUUCUUCCUGGACUAUCAAGCCCACAAAACAAAUACAAGAAAAACACCCAACAGCCCCUCGUCAUAUAUUGAGGUUUAG
Messenger RNA from Nothobranchius furzeri (turquoise killifish), 3676 nucleotides. Lineage: Eukaryota; Metazoa; Chordata; Actinopteri; Cyprinodontiformes; Nothobranchiidae. The record is from RefSeq and is a predicted model, not a curated record.